GGGCCGGUCAAGAUGGCGGCCGGGCAGGGGGGCGGCGGCGGCAACAACGGGAACGGCGGCGGGAGCGGCGCGGCGGGGCUGGGCAUCCCCGGCCACCUCACCCUCUCCUUCUCGGCCGGGCCACACUGGGGCGCGGCCGCCCUGCCGCAGCCGCACACGGUGCGCAGCCUGGAGCGGGCCCUGGAGGAGGCGGGCAGCUCGGGCAUCCUCUGCCUCAGCGGGAGGAAGCUGCGCGACUUCCCCGGCAGCGGCUGCGACCUGAGCGACACCACGCAAGCGGAUCUUUCAAAGAACAGAUUUACUGAAAUUCCUCCUGAUGUCUGGCUGUUUGCACCACUGGAAACUUUAAAUUUGUAUCACAACUGCAUCAAAUCCAUUCCAGAAUCUAUUAAAAACCUGCAAAUGCUCACCUACCUUAACAUUAGUCGAAAUCUUUUGUCGACGUUGCCAAAAUACCUGUUUGAUCUUCCACUGAAAGUUCUGGUUGUCAGUAAUAACAAGCUGGUCUCCAUUCCAGAGGAAAUUGGGAAGUUGAGAGAUCUGAUGGAGUUGGAUAUUAGCUGUAAUGAACUUCAGGUCCUUCCCCAGCAAAUAGGAAAAUUGCAGUCACUUAGAGAAUUGAACAUAAGAAGAAACAAUCUCCAUAUGCUGCCAGAUGAACUAGGGGACCUUCCCUUGGUAAAGCUGGAUUUUUCGUGUAAUAAAAUUACAGAAAUUCCGAUUUGUUACAGAAAGUUACGUCACUUACAAGUUAUACUUUUGGAUAACAAUCCAAUGCAGAUACCACCAGCACAGAUAUGUUUAAAGGGUAAAGUACAUAUAUUUAAAUUCCUCAGCAUCCAGGCGUGCCUCAGAAUAGACAAAAAACCAGAUUCUUUGGAUCUUCCAUCAUUAGGUAAACGAGUCCCCUCCCAGCCACUCACAGACAGCAUGGAGGACUUUUAUCCCAAUAAAAAUCAUGGACCAGACUCUGGCAUUGGAAGUGAUAAUGGGGAUAAAAGGUUGUCCACCACAGAACCAUCUGAUGAUGAUACAAUCAGCCUUCACUCCCAGGUAUCAGAAUCAACAAGGGAACAGACAUUAAGGAAUGACAAUCAUGUAAUGGGGAGCAAACUCGAUCCACAGAAAGACCAGGAGGCCUAUGACUACAUUGAUCCAAAUGCAGAAGAGGGAGCUCUUCCUGAGCAGGGAGAUGCACAGAUUGGCACAUUGCUCUCCUAUGUCAAGGAGCGGGGAAAACAUCCUGAGAAAUCGCAGAAAAUAGAACAGAAUGAGGACUGGGGAGAUGAAAAAAGACUUCAGAAAGAACAGCUGCUGGCUGAAGACGAUGAUGAACUCAAAGAAGUGACUGACUUGAGAAAAAUAGCAGCUCAGUUACUGCAACAAGAACAAAAACACAGACGGAGGCCUUUAAGCUAUAGGACCUCAUUCAGUGAGAAACUCUUCCAGAGGACAAGGGCGGCAGGACGUGCAUCCAGGCUUCUUAAUCAUUCAGUUUCGGUAAACACAAGGAACAGGCCAAAGCAGCCGAUGGAAUCUGAAAAAUGUGUCUCAACAAAUGAAGUGAAUUCCCCAGUGUCCCCGUACAGCUGGCAGCCACUGGAAAACCAGAAGGAUUCAGUGGAUGAGCAGCAUUGGCCAGAAACACAGCCAGUGAUCUGGCAGAAUGAAGAAAGAAGGAGAAGUAAACAAAUUAGAAAAGAAUAUUUCAAGUAUAAGUCUUCCAGAAAGAGUUCAAGUGGAAAUGAAAAUGAUGAGCAAGACAGUGAUAAUACUAAUGUGUCCCCACAGUCUCCUGUGUCGUCUGAGGAUUAUGAAAGGACAGAUAGUAACACUCAUGGUCCAUUUGGUCUCAAACCAAGGUCAGCUUUCAGCCGUGCCUCACGCCAGGACUAUGGUGCUGUGGAUCCUGGAUUUACAAUGAGGAGGAAAAUGGAACAUUUAAGGGAAGAAAGAGAACAAAUCAGACAACUUCGCAAUAAUCUUGAGUCAAGGUUGAAGGUGAUUUUGCCAGAUGACAUUGGAGCAGCGUUGAUGGAUGGGGUGGUUCUUUGCCAUUUAGCCAAUCACAUAAGGCCACGAUCUGUUGCCAGCAUUCACGUCCCAUCGCCAGCAGUGCCUAAACUCAGCAUGGCAAAGUGCCGAAGAAAUGUUGAAAACUUCCUUGAUGCUUGUAAAAAACUGGGCGUUCCACAGGAGAGACUUUGCCUGCCUCAUCACAUCCUGGAGGAGAGGGGUCUGGUGAAGGUUGGCCUCACAGUUCAAGCUCUGCUUGAAUUGCCAGCGUUGAAAGUGUCUCAGCUUUCCUCCGUGUGACGUGACUUCUUGGAAGCUCAACAACUUCCCGUUUGCUCUGUUGAUAUGGAUUGCUCUGAGGCACUUCAGCCUCCUACAUGGGAACACCCAAGCCAUCAAAAACUAACAUCUGUCCAGAUGCUGUAGAGAGCCUUACUCUGGAGCUGUGUGUGAAAACCUUGGAGUCAGUUCACAGUUGAAAGACCAUAAUUAAUCUUUCGUUCUUUCGUAAUUGGAUGUACAAAGAGAUUGUGGUAGCAUCAGGUUCUCUUUCUAGUUAAGUUAAAAGCUGCCAUUUAACAUCUCAGUGUUACAGUUAAAUGCUGGAUUUCUUUUUUUACAUGGAAAAUGUUUGAGUUAUUUGAGAAGUACAAAGCACACCCCCUGUCACUUUAAUCUCUCAAGUCAAUCAUUUUAUUUUAAAGGUAAGACAAAAAUGUAGCCAUGGUGUGAUGGUAAAGAUGAGCAACUGAUCACUUGUAAUCCCCUUUCACUCUCUGAAAGCUUAAUAUUUGCGUUCUUUAUUUUUUUUUGCACUCCUGAUUGUAACUUUUACGCACUUCUAACAUUGCCAGUAUUGAGUCUGAGUGUAUGGUGAUUACACAAAGCAUACAAUGGGAAAAGGACACAUUUUAUUGAGUUUUUCCAGUCUUCUAGGUUGGUGCCAAAUAUUUUUUUUUAAGUUGUACUGUAGAUUGUUUACAUGUGAAGUGCCUGUGUAAUUGAUAAUUCUUAAUAGUCUUAAACAUUUUUGAAAUUUCUUUGUUUAAAAUAGAUAUACGAUGGAAAUUUUUUAAUAUUUUAAUAGUUUUUUUGUAAAAUCACUAUGUGAAGGUUUAAGUAAUACUUCACAUUUUUGAUGUUGGGUGUUUUAAGUUUGUUGCACAAUUUAAUUGGUUAUUUGUUGUCUAAUAAUUAGAAAAUACUGUAAAUACUUUUUAUUUAUGAUAUUUAAUUUGAUAAUACCUAAUCACUUUUGGUUUAAUGUAUUGUUGGACAAAAAAAAAGCUGUCUGCUUUUCUUUGUUUGGGACAAACAAAUACAACGAGUAAGACAUGAGGACUAGUGAUUCAUACAGAGUAAUUUAGGACAAUUUUGAUAAAACUGCCAAAAUCUCAGGUUUACGCUGUGAUGUUCAGGAUUUUGCGUCAUGUUGCUCCUGAUCUCACAUUACAUUUUUACAACAGGUAUAUCCAUAACUGAGUUGGGAAGUAUCGGUGUUUCUCUUUGGUGUUCGUGGGGUUUCUACACGAGUGUGGCACAGCACUCUGCUCAGUUUGUAGAAACGUCACUGUGCUGAGACAGGAGAUUUUUCUGCAUAAAUGUGGAAAGGGAAAGUUUCCACUGUGGUGGUUUUUCGCAACUUCUGAGUUUGUGUUUGUUUGCUUCUGCACAAAUCCGUGGUGUUUUGAGAACACUCUGAAACCAUACACAGUUGAGUUCUUCUCUAAACAAAUUGCAAAGAAUUCCGUACAUUUCAUAGGAAAUCUGUUUCUGUUAGUUUGUUCUUCAUUAAUAGGUAGCUCAAUUAAAAACAAUGUUUCGACUGUCACAGAUUUUCUAUUUUCGAUUGUUAUAUUCUAUCUCGAUUAUUAUUUUCUAUUUUCAAUUAUAUAUUCGAUUAUUUUUGAUUGAGGGAUGUGUUUGCCUAGCACGUAACAAGAUUUGAUUCUGUUCUGUUCUUUCCAAUUGUAAUAUAAUUCAUAAAAGAAUGAUGGAGGAGUAUUGUGUACUCCUUCUACUGUAGUCCCUAAAGUCAAUAGCUGACAGGAAAAAUCCUUUUUCUCAUGAAAAGUUUAAAAAAAAAAAACCAAAACUUAUUUUUAAACCCAUUAAAACAAACUGGUGUAUGUGUAAUAGUUAAACCCUACUAUUGUUUAUAUAGGGUUUUCUUAAAAUACAGCUUAUGGAGAGGCUGGUAUAUAACUCAAUUUGCAAAGCCCUAGAUAUAAAUCCUAGCCUAGAUAAAUUUGUGUUUAAGGAAACUGGAUUGCCCUGACCUUUGAAAUAUGGUAUUUCAAAUCUCUCUUAACUGGUUUUUGAAUCAUUCCUUAAUAUUCAUUUUAACAACUUUAGUCUCUAAUUUCAUUAAAGUCAGUAUCUAAUAAGUCAUGCAAGAAAUAAAACUAAAAAGUAGUAUAAGUCACUAAGCAAAAUACUUGCCUGCUACAUUUGAAGGAUCCAGCCAUUCAAAACCAAUAAGUUCCUGUCUUUCAUUUCAUUGUUGUUGCUGAUACCAGAGCAAAGUUCUAGUUCAGUGUGAGCCAUAGAGUUGAGAACUAUAAAUUGUCAUUGUCAUAUUUAAAUAAGUUUUCUGAUCUUAAAGUAGCUUUUUUUCUUUCCUGAACUAAUUUUAUAAAGUUACAGCACAGUGUAAAUGUUAGGAAUUCUCUUGAUGUAGCAUGCCAGCCACUUUCCUCCCUCUUCUUUAUGUUCACCAGUGGCACUGGUGAACUGCUGUGGUUCCAGAAUCCCUGCUCCAAACAUGUACAGUGUUUGAGAUACCCUUCUGUUUUGUUCAGGAUGUGAUGCCAUCCCCCAGCUGCUACAGCUGAUGGGAUUCUUAAAACCAGGGGCCUGCUCAGUUCCUGUUGCAGUUGCUCAGUUUUUACGUAGGACAUGAAAAAGAGUCAACAUUAAAAGCUUCAGGAAGCUGCCUUAAGUUUUCCUGAGUUAACCAGGGUGCUUUAGUUAUUGUGAAUGCUCUUCAAAGCUACUGCAAUAAUGUGGGAUGAACUGUAAAUUUAGAGAGUGAGUCAGCACAGUGACAGGGCUUCUGGCCUGUGUCUUUUUUCUGGUUUAUGUCGUAGGAUGCAGUAUGUCACUUGUGAAUGAUCUUUCAUUUAAGCAAUAAUGUGCCAGAUAUGGUGAGAUCUUAAAGCAGUGACAUUAAUUGUUGUGAAGGGGGUGAUUUCCUACUCUUAAUGUCAGAAGUGUUUCCCGUUUCUAGCACUGCUGCUCCAGUGCCAGCUGGGGCACUGCUGGGCAUGCAGGAAACCAUCUAUACCCACCUAUCUGGAGGCCUUCCAAAAUCUAAUCAAGAACUAUGAUCAUAAAACAUGAAGGAAUUAAUUUGAAACUAAAUAACUAUGAGUCAUAAGAAUCUUAUUUUUUUUUUAAUCCUAACCUUAGUGAAAUCAAGGCAAGUUUUAGUCCUGACCUCAGUAAAGAUUUUCACCUUUCUUGUUUAUGAAACACCUGAGCUGGAAUCGAAAGCAAACAUGGCUUAAACUUGUAUGACAAGAGCAGACUUCAGUGUCAAAUUCUUAACUGAAAAUAGUGAUGUCUGGUAAGUCAAAUCUGUAAAAUGUUAGACUGAUGCAUUUUCUUUAGUACAAAUUUUCUGAUAUGCCAAAUAGAGUAUUUAGAUGGUAGGAAAAAUGGCAUUGAAGCACAGCUUUCAUACAGUGGGAAACUGUGUUACCUUAAUAAAAUUGUGGGUGAGGACAACCAUCAGUUAUUUAUUGCACUGAAAACUUUAUUUCAGCUGUCAUUUCGUGGCAGGUUCCUCAGAUUUUUGACAUAAAUGUGUUGCCAAAUUCAAACACAUCUGUUUUCACUAGAAGAGAACUUCCAUGUGUCUUGGUAUUGAAGAGAAGGAAGGAGGUCUGGCACUUCCUUCUGCUGGUUCCUUAAAUGCUUGUUUGAAAGGGAGCUGAUCCAACUGAUUUCAACAAAGAGCAAGCUGAGGGUGUUUAUAGCACUUCUGCAGACAGGAGGGUUGGGUUUGUAUCUGCAGAUCAGAUAUCCCUGCUUCCUCAAUAAAGUUAAUGUGUGUGUUUCUCUCACGAGGAUCUCUACUUGAAAAGCAAAAGCAAACAAGACACCACCCCAACAUACACAACACUGGGAUUUAAAAAAAAAAAAAAAGAGUUCAUUCAGACCAGGAAUGGGAAAGGCAAAGUGUAGAUGUCCAAGGACAUAACUCACGUUGUGCUCUCACGUGAGGGAAUGAAAACAGUGUUACUGGGUUUGUUCUGUGUAUCAGCAUACUGGGAUGUGUCAUUCAUUUACAGAGGGAAAGGUGAAGUGUGUCUUUUUAAUGAAGAAUUUCAAGGUACAGAUUCGUUUUGUAAAAUAAAUGUGAAGAUAAAUUACUACUCCCUGUCAAGAAAGUUUCUGCUGAUCUUCACUGUUAAAAUAGAGAAUAUAUGUGAUUAACUGAAUCCAGUUUAAAGCUGCACAGGAGCAGCUCUGGCUCUUGUGUUUCUUACAUAAUAAAUUGCCUACUUGCUUUAUUUGUCUUUUAAAUAUUUCACAUAGUGCAAUUUGACAGCAUCUUAAAAUUGUGGUUAUAUGAAGUAUUUGUUUCCUCACUGGUUUUGAUUUUAAUUUUUUUUUAACACGAGAGGCAAAGGGAGGCAGAAUUGCUCUAAGGUGCCUGAUUAAUUUCCAUGGAAGGAAUACAAGUUAUCAUAAAAUCCUCCAAUCAGUCAUUUUUAGUUCAAAUGUUUUAUAGCUGACUACAUUUUCAAAGAAGAAUUUUCAGUGUGUUUUUUACAUACCCAUUUGAGAAUCCUAACCUUCAAACAAGCAAAAACCAAAAAGUUUUUCUGUGGUUACUGCAGUAUCUUAGCAAAUUCUGAAGGGGAAGGAUAGCUCAGACUGGCAGCAAAUUUAGUUGUUUUGGGUAACUUUUCAUUUUGGCAGUGGUAAGUUUGCAGUUGAACUUGAUCGGUUCAAAGGUUUCCCAACCCAAACAAGUCUAUGAUUGUAAGACUUCAGUGACAUCAGAACUUCCCUCAAAAAAUAGUUUUGUAACUCAGCUACAACAUUAAGUCAGUCAUUUAAAGUGAAUUCUUGGCGCUGAUGAGGAUUUCCUUAGUUCUUCCAAAAUCAUGUGAAAUAAAGCAAACAAAACUUCCCCCCCCCAAAACUUUUAUGGAGGCAGAUUGUAAAAUACUGAGAAAUGCCACAAGGAUACUUUUUUAAUUUGUUUCAUUUUUAAAAUGAAUCAACCAGUGAAAUACCUCCAAAAUGACUAUAUUUGUGUAGGGUCUGGUCGUGCCAUACCUGCCGUGGGAACUCCCAGUAGCUGUUCAGUGCUGAUGUGCGUUCUGGAGCACGUGCAGGGUCGUGCUCUUCACUUGCAGAUGUUGAUCCAGUUGUGUUUUUUGAAAGGAUGUGUUCCAGGAAGCGUUGCUGCAGCCAUGGGAACUGCUGGCUGUGGCACCAGCAGUAAUGCCAGGCUGGGAUUCCCGGGAAGGGCAUGCACAGGUGUAUUGCAAAAGGGUGGUCUGGGGGAAUGCAGUGGGAAUAAUGUGAAUAGUUUUUACUAUUAUGUAAUGUCUAGAACAAGGAAAAUGUGAUUGAUUUGCAAUUACCAUUCAGUUGGUGUUCAGUUAUUUUACUUUGUAACUCGUGGUUAUAAAACUCAGAAAAUGCAGUGUAACCAAAUGGUCAAUAUGUAAAUGUGUGCAGGACGUGGCAGAAGAAGUUCUGAGGCACAGCUGGAGAGUGAUCAUUUAAAAACAGAUGCUCAAAUUGUGUAUAUACUUGGAAAAUUUUUGAUAGUGCAUUUCAAUUUGUUUUGCAUUUCAUGUUCUUGUAAAGUGCAUCUCCCACACUUCUGAAGAUUGUCUACUUGUACUAUACUGUAUUAAGCCUUUUUUUUCAGGAUUUCCAUUAUUACUGGAGCUUCCAACAUAACAUGUUUCUUUUGAAAAAUGUUCUUACUCUUACUUUUUUUUGUAAAUAGCGUUUUGUAUUAAAUUUGCAUGGAUAAACCGCCCAUUUCCAAGACCAGUGUACAUACGCUGUGUAUAAAGUACAAACUGUUUCAUAACUUCCAUGUAGUCAAGUUAUUCGAUUUGAUUUCCCUUCGGUUUUUAUAUAUUUGUAGUAAAUAAUGAGAAUUUGUUGUA
Molecule: messenger RNA, 8159 nt
Organism: Myiozetetes cayanensis
Lineage: Eukaryota; Metazoa; Chordata; Aves; Passeriformes; Tyrannidae
Gene: LRCH2
Product: leucine rich repeats and calponin homology domain containing 2
Exons: 22
Coding region: 13-2316 (767 amino acids)
Molecular function (GO): protein binding
Source: RefSeq, a predicted model, not a curated record